AUGUCUCCACUAUUCAACGAAAUAUGCACAGAUGAGGCUCCUCUAGUGAAAUACCAUGUAGGUGAUAGACAAUAUGGCCAAUGCUACUACCUAGUCGAUGGGAUCUACCCUAAAUGGGGAUCUUUUGUGAAAGCAAUUAGAAAUCCAAUUACGCCAAAGCAAGCUCAUUUUACAAAGAUGCAGGAGUCAUACAAAAAAGAUGUGGAGGGGACAUUUGGAAUUCUCCAAGCUCGUUUUGCAAUUGUAAGAGGACCCGCUCGUGGAUGGGAUAGAGAGGAUCUCCAACACAUCAUGAUGACAGGCAUUAUUUUGAACAACAUAAUUGUCGAUGAUGAGCGCCAAGAAGAUGAAGAGUCACCUUUUGACUCUUAUGAUAUCCCCACCAAACCAAGGAAAGUAGAAAUAUAUGAGAGAUAUGAGGAUGAUCAUGGGGUUGAGCACAAGCUUCCUGAACUUGAGGAGUUCAUGACCCUUUACCAGGGGUUAAAUGCCCAGUUGUGCAUAGAGUCCUUCAAGGCAAUUUGGUUAAUCACCUCUGGAACAUGA
Rosa chinensis is the source of this 546-nucleotide messenger RNA. RefSeq lists its product as uncharacterized. Lineage: Eukaryota; Viridiplantae; Streptophyta; Magnoliopsida; Rosales; Rosaceae. The transcript has a single exon. The coding region runs from base 1 to 546 and encodes 181 amino acids. The record is from RefSeq and is a predicted model, not a curated record.